AUGGCCUCCAGAGGCAGCAGACCCAAGCCCCAGAGCAUUCCACUCAGCUUGGAGGGAAUCCAACAGAACCAGCGGAUGUGGUUGGUGAAGCUUCCUAAAUACCUGUCACAGCAGUGGUCUGAAGCUUCUGGAAGCGGUGAAGUAGGGAAGCUGCAGAUUGCCAAAAAUCGGGGAAAGUCUGAAAUCUCAUUUAUCUUGAAUAAGGAACUUACAGACAUUCGGGGUACAGAUGGACAACCUGCCCCGGUCAUUGCUCCCAGGGAGCAUCAGCUUGUCUUGCAGGGGGUCAGAGGCCAGGUCCUCACAGUGCUGACUGAGCGUGCACCGGAUCAGCUCUCCCUGGAAGGAACGGUGGUACAUCGGGGAGAAUGCAGACCUGCUCUGAGUGAAAACUACACGAGGCUGAAGAGAAAGCAAAUAGAGGAGUCUUCCAAACCUGCCAGAACCGUGCAGAAACUGGAGAAGGUAGUCACGACCAAUUAUAAACCUGUUGCCAAUCAUCAGUACAAUAUUGAAUAUGAGAAGAAAAAGAAAGAAAAUGGAAAGAGAGUGAAGGCUGAUAAAGACCAAGUUUUAACCUUGCUAUUUGCUGCCUUUGAGAAACACCAGUAUUAUAACAUAAAGGACUUGGUUGGUAUCACCAUGCAACCUGUGGCGUACCUGAAGGAAAUCUUGAAUGAAAUCGGUGUUCAGAAUGUAAAAGGGCCCCACAAAAACACAUGGGAGCUAAAAGCAGAGUACCGGUAUUGUCCGGCAGCAGCUAAGAGUGAGCGAGACAGCCCUUUGUCAAGAAGCGUCAACAUGAGCGGGACAAUCUUCCGAUGCUAA
Molecule: messenger RNA, 828 nt
Organism: Globicephala melas (long-finned pilot whale)
Lineage: Eukaryota; Metazoa; Chordata; Mammalia; Artiodactyla; Delphinidae
Source: RefSeq, a predicted model, not a curated record